CAAUGACCGAACAGAAGCAGCCGUAAUCGGCGGUGGCACGCUGGGGGCAGGCGACUGGCAGUGCGAUGCAUUUUUCUGUAUGAUUAAUUUCAGAGUGUUGAUUUUGUGAAUGAUUGCACGCCGGUGCCAGCACAAUAGAUUGCAAUGGCACCGGGUUGGCAAGAGAUCGCGUCGCUGCACGUGGAGCAGAUAACGGGAUAUGUCAGAGAAAGCCUGUCCACCGGCCUCGUCUAUCUGAAGUCUGAGCUGGGAAUAGACUUAGGGUUGAAUCCUGAUCUGUGCGCUCCAUGGCUGCUUCUUUUAACGGCCUGGGCCGGUCUGGUUCUCCUGCUGGUCUUAUGGGUGUCCGUUUGUCGCGGUUUCUCCAAAAGACUCGCAGGGACAGAAACCGGAGACUCCGAAGAAAAUACGGGUCCAGCGCAACCGGUGAAGAAGGCAGAUGAGCCCAAGAGGAGGAACAGAAAGAAAAAUACAGAGAAGAAAGCACAGAGGAAUGGACUUGCUGUUGAACCACAGGAGGAGGUUAAAACUGCAGAUGAUCAAGAACUAGCAGAAGUGAAGGCUGACAAGGGAAAGAAGAAUAAGAAAAAGACAAAAGCUGCUGCAAAAGAGAAGAAAUCCUCUACAUCUGUUGACGGCAAAGAGCCUGAUGAAGCGGGCGGGAACGUGAGUGUGAUGGUAAAUCUGACAGGUACCUGGGAGACCAAGGUCAGUAACCGAGAGAAGCGUCAACAGCGGCGGAAGGACAAGGCUCCAGGUGAUGAGUCCGGCAGCCCGGUACCAUCAGCAGCUUCCGGUGCCACAGAGCAGAUCCAAACCACCCCAGAAGAACCAGGGACCAUCAUCACAUCCGCUGUUUCUACACCUCCAAUCCAAAGAGAAGUGGAGGUUGACCCACCUGAAAUUGAACCAAGUUUUGUACAAGACACCGUUAUUCCUCAAGUGACGCCGUGUUGGGAGGAAGUGCUGACUGUAAAUGGCUCUGGCUGGAGUGAUCUGGGUCUGCAGGUUCCCCCUCACAUGACCAGUGUUCAGACAGAAAGCUGGACCAGUAUGACCACCCCGACUGAGCGUCAGACCAGCGAACCCUCUGUCUGGCCACAAGACAUGGAAGGUUCAUGGACUAUUGUGGAUAGACCUAAUAUUCCUGUUUCAUUCAGUGGAUUGCCUGCUGUGCCUGACUUGAGUUGGAGCGCUCCGCCUGCUGUGCCCGUGGAUGAUGAGUGGUCCGGAAUAAAAAGCUCAUCUGCAGACCCAUCGUGUGACUGGAACGCUCCAUCAGAGGAGUGGGGGAACUAUAUUGAGCAGCAGCCUGUGAGCACGGCACCGCUGGAGCAACCAGGCACUGAAGUGAUGCAGGAAUCUGAUAAUGAGAAGGAUAAAGAUGAAUCUGGCGUCCCUGGUAGCGGUAAAGCGAAGAAGAAGAAAAAGAAGAAGAAGAAGGUGGAAGACGUUGGACUUUCUGCUCAGCCACAGGUGAAGGCAGAAAGCAUUGUGACACCGACUCCGAGCACGACAGUAAACGUCCCAGCUGCCAUAGCAGGGGCACGUGCUGAAGAUGCUCAACGUGUUGCACCAUCAGCCCCAGUACAGACGCAACAGAAAAAGAGUGGACCUGAGCCAACCGACAAAUCCAAACCUGCUCCAACACAAAAAAAAACAGACGACACCUUGGAGUCCGUCAAACCCAUUAAAAAGAAGAAAGCUAGACGAGAGACAUGAAGAAACGAAUGAGACGAGACGACAUAUGCAAUCUUGGGCUGUACAGAAUUUCAUACUUCCUUAGUGAUUCGUUUUGUUUUUUUUGAUACCCUUCAUCGAAUGUGUUGUGAAUCCCAUCCUAGUGUCCACAUCCCAUUAGGUAUCUCUAGAUGACAAUGUACUGUAACGCUACACGUCACAUGAAGGACGCUUCAUUCGGAAAUAGAUUCUCUUUUUUAAUGUACGUUAAUUGCUAAUUAUACUGUCAAUUUGAUAUGAUUUGUAUUUGCAGCAAAAUGUUUUCUGUAAGAAGAUCCUGGUGAUCCUCGGGAAAGCACUAGGGACGUAUCCAGAAGAACACUUAAAAGCACUCCACUUUUUCCUUUAGGAAAUAGGCUCAUUUUACAAGUCACCUAGAGCUAAACCAUUCAAUUUUACCGUUCUUGAAGCCAUUCAGCCAAUCUCUAGUGCGCUUUUAGCUUAGCUUAGCAUAAAUCAUUGAAUCUGAUUAGACCAUUAGCAUCUUGCUCAAUUUUAAAAGAGAGUUUUGGUAAUUUUCCUAUAUAAAGCUUGAGUCUUCUGUAGUUACAUCAUGUAUGAAGACAGAUGAAAAAUGAAAAGUUGCUAUUUUCUAGGUUGAUAUGUGUAGGAACUAUACUCUUAUUCUGGCGUAAUAAUCAAGGAACUUUUCUGCUAUCAAUAGGAUAAUUAUCGAAACAUCUCAUAAAACGCACUAGGGACUUAUCAAGAACAUUUAAAGGAACACUCCACCUUUUCUUUUGGAAAUAGGCUGAUUUUACAAAUCGUUCAGUUUUAUAGUUUUUAAGCCAUUCAGCCGAUCUCUGGAAUGCUUUUAGCUUAGCUUAGCAUAAAUCAUUGAAUCUGAUUAGACCAUUAGCAUCUUGCUCAAAUUUAAAAGAAGUUUUGAGAAUUUUCUUAUUUAAAAGCUUGAGUAAUCUGUAGUUACAUCAUGUAUGAAGACAGAUGAAAAAUGAAAAGUUGCUAUUUUCUAGGUUGAUGUGGGUAGGAAUUAUACUCUUAUCCUGAUGUAACAAUCAAGGAACUUUUUUUUUUUGUAUCAAAACUUCUCAUAAAAAGCACCAGGGACUCAUCAAGAACAUUCAAAGGAACACUCCACUUUUUCUUUUGUAAAUAUGCUCAUUUUACAAGUCACCUAGAGUUAAAAGUUAAAUUUUACUGUUUUUAAAAUCAUUCAGCUGAUUUCUGGGUCUGGCGAGGGUGAUUUUAGCUUAACUUAGCAUAAAUCAUUUAAUUCGGAUUAGACCAUUAGCAUCUUGCUCAAAUUUGAGUUUUGAUAUUUUUUUGAUUUAAAGCUCAAGUCUUCUGUAGUUACAUUGUGUAUUAAGACAGAAGCUAUUUUCUAGGUUGAUGUGUGGAGGAACUAUACUCUUAUUCUGACAUAAGAACUUUACAGCCAUAAAUGGGUUAAUUAUCAAAACGUCUUGUAAAAAGCACUAGGGACGCAUCAAGAAAAUUUAAUGGAACACCCCACCUUUUCUUUUGGAAAUUUUACAAGUCUUUGGCUAAUUUUAGAAGUCACCUAGGACUAAACAGUUCAGUUUUAACAUUUUUGAAACUAUUCAACCAAUCUCUGAGACUAGCUGGAGUGCUUUUAGCUUAGCAUAAUUAAUUGAAUCGGAUAAGACCAUUAGCACCCUGCUCAAAAAAAGUGUUUUGAUAAUAAUCCUAUUUAAAGCUUGAGUCAUCUGUAGUUACUUCAUGUAUGAAGUUGCUAUUUUCUAGGUUGAUGUGUGUAGGAACUAUACUCUUAUUCUUGCGCAAUAAUCAAGGAAUUUUUCUGCUGUAAAUAGGAAAACUAAAAAACUUUUUUUUGAGAUGCUAAUGGUCUAAUCCGAUUCAAUGAUCUAUGCUAAGCUAAGCUAAAAAUGUUCUUGAGAGACCUGGAGAUCAGCCGUAUGGAUUCAAAAAUGGUUAAAAUUAACUAUUUACUCCAGGGGACUCGAAUAUAAAGUGGAGUGUUCUUUUAAAGCGAUAGUUGACCCAAAAAAUGAACAUUUACUCACUCUCAAGUUGUUCCAGAGUUUUUUUAUCUGUAGAAAACAAAAUCUGGUUGCCAGAUUUCUUCAAAAUAUCAUAAAAAAAAAAAACUUGCGUCUUAAACAAGUGAGUAAAUGACAAUUUUUUGGGGGGGAUGGACUGUCCCUUUAAGAAACGCACACAAGAACCUAUAGAUCAUUAAGCUGUUACAUAACAUGGUGAGCUUUGUCUCAUCCUUCAUUCAUGAAAAACACUGAGAUGGAUAAGAGUGCACUAACUUUGCUGGUUUGUUUUACUAUCAUUAGGAGGAAAAGCAGCAAAUCAAGCCAUAUGUGAAAACCGUGACAAACUCUGAAAGACUUGCUGCUGGCGAGUGCGAGUAGAUGACGCUAUUAUCUGACAAACAACUUCUUAACCGUACGCUUUGGUGAAGUAGUAGUGACGUCGGCCGGGUUUUUUUUUUUCGUGAUCAGUGUUAUACCAGGUACAGCAGUGUCAGGAAAAUUAAUGCCUUAACUUGUGUUGUGCAAGACGGCAGCAACAAUCUGUCAGCUGCAUGCUGUUUCCUCUUUCGUAUUUAUUGGUUACGUUGUGUUUAACAAGUAAUAAAAUUUAAGAGUUUCUUUGCA
Molecule: messenger RNA, 4349 nt
Organism: Danio aesculapii
Lineage: Eukaryota; Metazoa; Chordata; Actinopteri; Cypriniformes; Danionidae
Gene: mtdhb
Product: metadherin b
Exons: 13
Coding region: 145-1722 (525 amino acids)
Biological process (GO): regulation of transcription by RNA polymerase II; negative regulation of apoptotic process; positive regulation of canonical NF-kappaB signal transduction
Cellular component (GO): nucleus
Molecular function (GO): transcription coregulator activity
Source: RefSeq, a predicted model, not a curated record